This is a messenger RNA of Brachypodium distachyon (stiff brome), 1183 nucleotides long. Its product is annotated as general transcription factor IIF subunit 2. Bases 164 to 949 code for a protein of 261 amino acids. Lineage: Eukaryota; Viridiplantae; Streptophyta; Magnoliopsida; Poales; Poaceae. Gene Ontology annotation, biological process: transcription by RNA polymerase II; transcription initiation at RNA polymerase II promoter. Gene Ontology annotation, cellular component: transcription factor TFIIF complex. The record is from RefSeq and is a predicted model, not a curated record. The transcript is spliced from 6 exons.
UUUGCUUGCGACUUGAGUUGAGCAGUAGUUCACGCCAUCCGCGCGUCACGUGCCUGCCCCCGUCGCCAGAUCGCUCCCCGUCGCUCAGCCCUAGCGCCGCCUCGCCACCGAACCGAACGAUCCCCGAAAUCGCGAAAUCGCCGCCGCCGCCGGCCGUGUCGGGAUGGGCGAGGAGGCCAAGUACCUGGAGACGGCGCGGGCGGACCGCUCCGUGUGGCUCAUGAAGUGCCCCCCCGUCGUCUCCCAAGCCUGGCAGGGCGCCUCCGCGUCCUCCGGGGAUGGGAACCCUAACCCGGUCGUCGCCAAGGUCGUGCUCUCCCUCGACCCCCUCAGCUCCGCGGAGCCCUCCAUCAAGUUCAAGAUGGAGAUGGCACAAACUAGGGAUAUCACUUGCAAUUUACCGAAGAGUUACUCCUUGAAUAUGUUCAAGGAUUUUGUACCGAUGUGUGUUUUCUCUGAGGCUAAUCAAGGAAAACUCUCAUGUGAAGGAAAAGUCGAGCAUAAAUUUGACAUGGAGCCUCACAAAGAUAAUUUAAUAAACUAUGCAAAAUUAUGCCGUGAAAGAACACAGAAGUCCAUGGUUAAAACUAGAAAAGUGCAGGUACUUGAUAAUGACCACGGAAUGAGCAUGAGACCCUUGCCUGGCAUGGUUGGUCUGAUACCUUCUGGUUCUUCAAAGGAGAAGAGAAAGCCAACACCAACAAAACCAUCUGAUGUCAAAAGGACACGUAGGGAUCGUCGCGAACUGGAAAAUAUUAUCUUCAAGCUUUUUGAAAAGCAGCCUAAUUGGGCUCUAAAGGCACUAGUGCAAGAAACUGACCAGCCAGAGCAAUUCCUGAAGGAGAUAUUGAACGAUCUUUGUAUGUACAACAAACGAGGACCGAACCAGGGAACACACGAGCUCAAGCCUGAGUACAAGAAAUCGUCAGAGGACGCUGAGGCUUCCUGAAGAAGCUUGUCUAUUUGGCUGUUGUUGUAUAAUAACUGAGAUACUGUGAGCCUCUUGGCCUGAUGUGCCCCAACUAUAUGAGUUGUCCGGUGACUACUCCUGCCAAAACCUCAGAUGCUUGUGUUGCAUUUGUUUGCUUUUCAGGAGGCGUUGUUGUUGUAAUUGUAAGGGUAAGAGCUGAUACAUAUAACAUACUGAUUACAGAAGAAAAACAUUUCAUGAAACCGCCUGAAA